Trichoderma asperellum CBS 433.97 is the source of this 1665-nucleotide messenger RNA. RefSeq lists its product as uncharacterized. The record is from RefSeq and is a predicted model, not a curated record. Lineage: Eukaryota; Fungi; Ascomycota; Sordariomycetes; Hypocreales; Hypocreaceae. Gene Ontology annotation, cellular component: RNA polymerase I complex. Gene Ontology annotation, biological process: DNA-templated transcription; RNA polymerase I preinitiation complex assembly; transcription elongation by RNA polymerase I. Gene Ontology annotation, molecular function: DNA binding.
CAAGAUCCCACCUCGCAACAACGCCUGACUGAAGAGAGAUUGCAGAAAUUCGGUGCAAAAUGUCUGAUCUUAGCCACAAGAAGAGGAAGAGGGAUGGGGAGAAGUCGGGGUCAUCGAAGAAAAAAGUCAUCAUUGACGCACCGCACCCAAUUGCUACAGUCUCCUCCGUUCUUCGCCCAAAGUCAUGCCCUCCUGUGAUUGCGAAUACCCCAGGCAUGGAAAUGCCCUCGAAUCUUAUGUUUCACUCAUAUCUCCCUAAAAAUGCGGCCUCUUCAAAGUCAAAAAAGGCCGCCAUCGACAAGGGACUUCUGCUUCACUCCACAACACAUCGAAAUCUGGACUAUACAGCAAGAGAAGAAGAGCGCGGCUCGAAACCACUUCUGAACCACUACAUCGGAAUUUACGAUCCUAAAACUGGCAAAUUACAAGUUGUUGAGGCCAAGAAGAUGGUUGUGCGCGGUGCCGUCCGAUCGAAGCAAGUAACAACGGAGCAAGAGGGCAAGAAGAGCAUGCUGGACCAGAGAACGGAUCUUGGUCAGACUUUCGGAACCAAGAAGGCCAAGAAGGCCAUCCAAGACAAGGUAUUGAAUGCCAUUACUCCACAAAGGAAGCCUGGCGACACCAGCACCCCAGUCAAGUUGGACGAUGCCUCCAAAGCCAUCCUCAACUCCAUUGGCGCGGUUACAUCAACAAUGGCCUCGAGAGAAGAGCUGCAGGCAGCCGUCGACGAAGCCAAGCCGGUGCCCAAAGCAAAUGUCGAUGCUAGCGAAGUCUAUGACGUAUACCGCCCCGAGGAACUCAUCGGAGCAGACAUCAUCAACCUUGUUCCCAUCCGAGAAUGGCAGGAAAAGGCGAAACACGGCGAAAGCAUUCAGUUUCAAUCUCGAUAUGUUGUCUCUCGUGUGCAAGCUAUUGCCUCCAACGACUCUGCAGAGAUGCGGUUGCGCGUGCUGAGAUACCUCUCCAUUGUCCUCCUGUUCUACCUCUACUCAAAGCCUGGCCGCCAAAAGGGUACUAGACAGCUGCCUCCCCGAGAAAAGCUCCGAGAGCUACUGGCACCGGCACCCGAAGCGGUCGUUGAAAACAUUCGGCGCAAGUUCUCAGACGGUGGUCAGCUGCGGAAGUUCCACAUUGACCUCCUGAUUGCGCACUGCUGCGCAUUGGCUUGCAUUGUUGAUAACUUCGAGGUGGACACACAGCAUCUGAAAGAUGACCUCAAGUUGGACCAGAGGGUGAUGAAUCAGUACUUCCACGAGAUCGGAGCCAGGGUGAAGCCUGUCAAAGACAAGACUGAGGAUCGCACUCUACAUGUGGCGAAGCUUACGCUGCCACUGGACCUUCCAAAGCAGCGACAAAUUCGAGCGCGCCGAUAAAAGGCGAGAAUGUGUACGAGAGAAGAGAUAAAAACGGCGGCAAGAUCUGAAAGCUUAGAAGUGGGAGGGAUGCCGAUUACAUGAGCGGGCGCAGCUGGAGAGACGUGUAUAUACAUUUCUGUCAUUCAGCUGUUCUACAUGCACUCACCAACAUGUGGGCAUUAUUAUUUUAUUUUAUUUUUUUCCAAAGCAUGUCGUUGCACCUGAGAUAUUGUACCAUACGUGGUGAUACCCAGGGUUUCAGUUACAUAGAACAUAUAGUAGUAGUAGGCACAAUAAAAGCAAAAGCAGC